This is a messenger RNA of Mesorhabditis spiculigera, 199 nucleotides long. The record is from the annotation of a GenBank genome assembly. Lineage: Eukaryota; Metazoa; Nematoda; Chromadorea; Rhabditida; Rhabditidae.
AUGGCCUGGGAUGACAUGCAGGAAUUGGCCCCCAGGACAGCCCGUUCAACCUACUCCCAUCGAAUCCUCGGCAUGCAGCUUGAAGCCAGGAAGAAGAAUCCGGAAGCAAUACGGCCAGGUGGGCCGGAAUUCGAUGGGGACACCGGAAAUGAGGGCGUCGACGAGAACCUGCUCCAAUUUGAUGGUGGUCAACAGUGCA